AUGGGGUAGUCGCCGCCUCCUUGGGAUGGCGAGUGGAGCAGCGUCAGGGUUGGGUGCUGUCCGGCCCCGAGCACCAGGCCCAGCCUCUGCCAGCGGGCCCAGCCCAGAGCAGGUGCUGGCCGGCUUCAACCGCCUGCGGCAGGAGCAGCGCGGCCUGGCCGGCAAAGGGGCGGAACUGGAGCAGGAGGUUGCGGAGCACGGACUUGUCAUUGACACCCUGGCAGAGGUGGACCCCAGCCGCAAGUGUUACCGCAUGGUGGGGGGUGUACUGGUGGAGCGGACGGUGAAGGAGGUUCUACCAGCGCUGGAGAACAACCGCCAGCAGCUGGUGAAGCUGAUUGAGACGCUGAACGCCCAGAUCCAGAGCAAGGGCCGUGAGCUGACUGAAUACCGGGAGAAGUACAACAUCAGGCUGAUGAACGAGGAAGACCGGUCGACCCGCGAGAACGACUCCAGCGGCAGGACGGGGGGCACGGGGGUGUUGGUGUCCUAGCCGGGCCCCGGUGGGCUCCCCCACCCCCGCUCCCUCCCUGGAGGAGGAGCAGAUUAGGCUCUGGGCCCUUCCGACUGGGGAAGGCACCGCAACAUCGCUCCUGGACACUGGGCUCCUGUCUUGUGUGGCACAGGGACCUAAAUUACUCGGCCCGGGGUUCCUGGCACGGUUCUCCAUUACAUUGUUGUGUUGUAACGUGUGCAUCUGUUAAUGUGCUUAUUAAACUGUGUAGUUGUAA
This is a messenger RNA of Leucoraja erinaceus (little skate), 731 nucleotides long. It is a transcript of the gene pfdn2, whose product is annotated as prefoldin subunit 2. The coding region runs from base 26 to 493 and encodes 155 amino acids. Gene Ontology annotation, molecular function: protein folding chaperone. Gene Ontology annotation, biological process: protein folding. Gene Ontology annotation, cellular component: cytoplasm; prefoldin complex. Lineage: Eukaryota; Metazoa; Chordata; Chondrichthyes; Rajiformes; Rajidae. The record is from RefSeq and is a predicted model, not a curated record. The transcript is spliced from 4 exons.